Molecule: messenger RNA, 2292 nt
Organism: Pneumocystis jirovecii RU7
Lineage: Eukaryota; Fungi; Ascomycota; Pneumocystomycetes; Pneumocystales; Pneumocystaceae
Exons: 5
Coding region: 1-2292 (763 amino acids)
Cellular component (GO): Golgi apparatus; endoplasmic reticulum
Source: RefSeq, a predicted model, not a curated record
AUGUGGAGUGACCUUUUGAAGAAAGCAAUUGCAAAUGUAGAGCAGCUUACUUAUGAAAGUACAGCAAAAUUAUCUGGUACUACAUCAACAUCACCAGAUAUUUCUUUGCCUAAAAAACAUGCACAAAACACUAGAAAGUCUAUGCAAGAGCGUCUUGUAGCUAUCGUUUCAAGAACACAUGAUGUGAAUAAUCUUUCAAAUACUCAACAUUAUUCCAAGACAAGAAAUUGUUCUAUCUAUACAAAUAAAGGAAUAAAAAAAGAUCAAGAGGAAUUUUGUUUAACAUAUGAAAGUAAUGAAAUCACAGAAAAUCGAUCUUCUUGUGUUUUUCCUGCAUCUAUGCCAGAUUUUGUUGAAAAAACUGAUAUAAAUAAUGAUAAUUUAAAGGAUGGAUCAAAAUUAAAAAAUGGUUCAGGAAAUGUUUCUAUAGAUAAAAAAUUAAAGAUAGAUAAUACUUUCCAAGAAUCAUUUCCUAUAUCUAAUACCUCAAACAUUAAUAUGAUACCUUUUGAUUUAAAGAAAAUAAUAGACGAAAAAGAUAGAAAAAUAUCUAUGUUAUUUGAAGAAGGAAGCAAAUUGUCUAAGAAUGAGUUAAAGCAUAUAAAUAUUAUUAAAGAUCUUCGAUCUAACAUUAAAAAAAAAGAAAAUAUAAUAAUUGAGAUGGAAAAUAAGAUGAAAAAAUUAGAAUCUGAAGUAAUUGAAUUAAAAGAAAAGCUAAAAUACAGUUCUGAAAAUAAUAAGUUGCUUUCUGAUCAUUUAAUCGUAAUGGCUAAAUUGGAAAUGGAAUAUGAUAUUAUUAAAAAAGAACGUGAUCAACUUGAAAUUGACAAAAAUAAUUUAUUAAAAACUUUGGAAAAUGCAACAACGCAUGCAAACGAAUUGGAAAAAUCUAAAUAUUCUCAAGUGUUAGAAAUUGAAAAAUCAAAAUCAAAAUGUUUAUCUGAAGCAUUAAAUAUUGCAAAUACUAAUUUGACUUUACUAGAAAAAAAAAAUAAAUCAGAGAUUGAUACUCUAAAUUCUCAUUUACAGGAUGAAAAAACUAAAUUUUUAGCCAAAGAAAAAAAUUAUGUUAAUGAAAUAUCUGCUUUAGAAGCAAAAAUUGAAACUUUGAGGAGUAAUUUAGAAGAAAUAUCCUUAAGUGUGGAUGCUAAUGCAUAUGUUAAAUUGUUACGAGAGAAUGAAGCAUUACAAACUCAAUAUUUGAUUGCCUCUCAACAUUGGAAAGAAAAAGAUGACGACUUAUAUACCAAAAAUGCUGUUUUACAAGAAGAAAACAAGAAAUGUCUUGAAAUUAUUGAUCAAAAAAGUUUAAAAUUGAAAUAUUUAGAAGAAGAAAUGGAAUCUACAAAUAAAAAGUUAGAAAAAUUAAAAAUGGAAUUGUUGAAUAAUGAGAAUAUUAUUAAGUAUACGAAAUCAUUAAAUGAAGAUCUUACAGGAAAAAUAUUUAAGCUUGAAGAAACUAUUAUUAAAAUGAAUAUUUCCCAUACUGAAGAGUUAAAAGAAUUAAAAAUGUCAUUAGAUUUUCAGUGUAUUGACGGAGCGAAAGAAUUUGGCUUUAACAAUAAUAAUGAAAUAUUGCAAGUACCGACGUAUAUUUCUGAGUUAGAUAAGCCUGUAGAAAUAUUAUCAACUGAUAGCAAUUUAAAUUUAUUGGAUAAAAAUUAUGAUUCUUCAGAGCACGAUAAACCAAUAUCUGAUGUUGCACCAGAAUAUUUAAAUUGUCUUCCUACACCAAAUAUAUUAUCUUGUCAUCUUUCAUCUAACUUGAGAAUUGACGAUAAAAAUGAUAAUAACAUUAUUAACAAUUAUGAUAAUACUAAUGAUAACACUAAUGAUAAUACUAACGAUGACUAUUUUAUUCAUAAUAUAGAACAUUCUAUCUCGCCAUUCGGUUCUUCAUUUCCGUUUAACUUUUCUGAUCACAGUAGUUCCACAGUUAAAAUUGGUACAAAUAUUAAUAUAAUACAACGAUUAAGUUCAUCUGUUCAAAAGCUUAAAAGACAACUAAUGAUGGCACGUGAUGAAAUUAAUCAAAUAACUGAACAAAGAGAUGAAGCAAGAAAAGAGUCUGUUCAUUUGAUGAUUGAAAUUGAAAAAACAAAAGAGUUACAAAAUAAAGUAAAUGUUUUAGAAAAAGAAUUAAAAAAUAUAAAUGAGCGUUACGAAAAAUGUUUAGAACUUCUUGGAGAAAAAAGUGAAAAAGAAGAAGAAUUAAAACAGGAUAUUAAAGAUAUGAAAGAAUUAUAUACGCAACAAAUAGAAGAUCUUGUUUCAAAAAUUUAUAAUCAUUAA